AUGCCUCGCGAAAUUGUCUCUGUCCAGCUUGGGCAAUGUGGAAACCAAAUGGGGGCCGUAUAUUGGCAGCGCCUUUGCGCAGAACACGGUAUCAGCAAAGAAGGGAUCCUUGAAGAGUGGGCAACAGAGGGAGGUGACAGGAAGGAUGUCUUCUUCUACCAGGCCGACGAUGAACACUAUAUCCCGCGUGCGAUACUCGUCGACCUGGAACCCAGAGUGAUAAACAACAUCUUGACGUCGCCGUACGCGAACUUGUAUAAUCCAGAGAACAUCUUUGUAUCCAAGGAUGGGGGUGGUGCAGGGAACAACUGGGCGCAGGGGUACUCGGCGGGAGAGCGAAUAUACGAAGAAGUGAUGGAGAUGAUUGACCGUGAAGCAGAAGGCAGCGAUUCAUUGGAGGGUUUCAUGCUCAUGCACUCAAUAGCAGGGGGUACGGGAUCUGGCCUGGGAUCGUUUCUCCUAGAGCGCCUGAACGACAAGUUCCCGAAGAAGUUGAUCCAGACGUAUAGCGUAUUCCCCAAUGCACAGGAAGGAGACGUCGUUGUACAACCCUACAAUUCAAUGCUUACCCUUAAGCGACUGGUGAACCAUGCAGACUCGGUUGUUGUCCUCGACAAUGGUGCUCUGGCCAGAAUAUCUGCCGACCGUCUCCAUAUACAAACACCGUCUUUCGAUCAAACCAAUCAACUUGUAUCUACCGUCAUUGCCGCAAGCACACAGACUCUACGAUAUCCCGGAUACAUGAACAAUGAUCUCGUCGGAAUCAUCGCCUCGCUUAUCCCUACACCUCGGUGUCAUUUCCUCAUGACCUCCUACACCCCAUUCACGAGUGAUCAAAUCGAUAAGGCGAAGGCCAUUCGGAGGACAACCGUGCUAGAUGUGAUGCGUCGCCUCCUACAGCCGAAGAAUAGGAUGGUAUCCACAACGCCUAGUAAAACAGCGUGCUACAUAUCUAUCCUAAAUAUCAUACAGGGAGACGUUGAUCCUACGGAUGUCCACCAAUCUCUCCUCCGUAUACGAGAACGUCAGCUUGCGAAUUUCAUUCCUUGGGGACCAGCCUCAAUACAGGUCGCGCUUACGCGACGGUCACCUUACGUUACAACCAACCACAGGGUGAGCGGCCUAAUGCUCGCCAAUCACACGAGUAUUGCCUCAUUAUUCAAACGUAUGCUCGAUCAAUUCGAUAGAUUGCGCAAGCGCAAUGCCUUCAUGGAACAAUAUAAGAAGGAAAAGAUGUUUGAGAAUGGAUUGGAGGAGUUCGAUGAUGCUAGGGCUACUUGUGACGAACUCCUGAAGGAAUACAAGGCCUGUGAAAGCCCCGAUUAUAUUUCCUAUGGUGGUUCUGAGGGUGAACCAGCUACCUAG
Molecule: messenger RNA, 1365 nt
Organism: Pleurotus ostreatus (oyster mushroom)
Lineage: Eukaryota; Fungi; Basidiomycota; Agaricomycetes; Agaricales; Pleurotaceae
Gene: TUB4
Product: gamma-tubulin
Exons: 9
Coding region: 1-1365 (454 amino acids)
Biological process (GO): cytoplasmic microtubule organization; microtubule nucleation; mitotic cell cycle
Cellular component (GO): spindle; microtubule; cytoplasm
Molecular function (GO): structural constituent of cytoskeleton; GTP binding
Source: RefSeq, a predicted model, not a curated record